AUGACUCAAGAGUUUGAGAUGAGCAUGUGUGGUGAACUGAAGUACUUUCUUGGACUUCAAGUGUCUCAGUCAGAGAAAGGUGUGUUCAUCUCUCAGAGUGCAUACGCUAAAAGUUUGGUAAAACGAUUUGGUAUGGAGAACUCCAAGGUUUCAAAGACACCUAUGAGUACAUCAUUGAAGCUUGCACGAGAUGAAGCAGGAGAAGAUGUGGAUGUCAAGCUCUAUCGAGGGAUGAUUGGUAGUCUGUUAUACUUGACUGCGAGUCGACCAGAUCUGUCAUUCAGUGCUGGUGUGUGUGCAAGAUAUCAAGCCAAGCCUAAGGUAUCACAUCUGAAUGCAGUAAAGAGAAUCAUGAAGUACGUCAAAGGAACAGAGAGCUUGGGGGUGUAUUACUCGAAGAAUUCCAACAAGAACUUUGUGGGAUAUUGCGAUGCUGAUUGGGCAGGAUGUGUUGAUGAUAGAAAAAAGAGUAGUGCAGGUGCUGAUUCGGGAUGUACAUAUGAUUCAGAUUGGUUUUGGAACCCGAGAACGCUGUGGAAAAGAGCUGCUUGA
Messenger RNA from Raphanus sativus (radish), 552 nucleotides. RefSeq lists its product as uncharacterized. The record is from RefSeq and is a predicted model, not a curated record. The transcript has 2 exons. Lineage: Eukaryota; Viridiplantae; Streptophyta; Magnoliopsida; Brassicales; Brassicaceae. The coding region runs from base 1 to 552 and encodes 183 amino acids.